This is a messenger RNA of Closterium sp. Yama58-4, 1506 nucleotides long. NCBI's taxonomy places the organism in Eukaryota, Viridiplantae, Streptophyta, Zygnematophyceae, Desmidiales, Closteriaceae. The record is from the annotation of a GenBank genome assembly.
AUGUAUUUUCGCCGGCAAGAAAUGCAGACCAAGCGACAGGUAACAGGGUUUCUUGAUCUGGACGCGGAUGUCCUCCUGACUAUAGCGCGUAUGACGGGUCGCCCUCUCCGAGCCAUCGCCGUCCUCGCCACCUGCUGCACGCGGCUCCGCUGUCUCGCCGCGACCGACCUCUGGCCGCUCUACUGUCACACCCGCGCGAGAGAUCUCGUUCGAGUUAUUAACGAGCGACAGGAGAUGAUGGAGAAUCUGGCGGCGCUGAACGGCGACGCCGGUGACGCGCACUCGACUCGCCUAACGAGUAUUUCCACGCGGAAACUCGUCGGGUUACCAGCGGCCGCUCUUUCGCCGAAGCUUCUCAGCUAUUCGCCUGGUAUCGCGGAGGUGCCGUUCAGUUUACAGAACCCACGGAUUAAGGAGCUAAUGGGGAAAGUCGGCCAAUGGUGGUCCGACGGAUUUUUCGACGAUGACGAUGCGAGCCGCUGUUCAGAUUUUAUGCUGGAUGAUUCUCGCAGUAGGGGCGCGUGGCGCAGGUGUAGGCGCGCCGCGGCGCGCGCUGCGUGGGUGCCUGUGAUCGCCGUGCUCGCGCCGGUCGUCGUGGCGUAUCUCGCGGGCGUCGUCGUGAAACACGCUGCGGAGACUGCUCAGCGCGCCGCCGUGCGGAGAGGCAGGAGGCUGAUUAGGUGGGUGGGCGAGACGACGGCGGGGAGGGAGGGGAGGAGGGUUGUGUCGAGAAUCGGAGAGAGGUUGGGGUGGAGGAGGAGGAGGGGUGAGGUGGGGGAAGGAGGAGGAGGGAUUGACAUUGACGCGAGUCUGAGGGGGCCGGGGUACGAGGACUGGGAUGGGGAUGGUGAUGGGUAUCGAAACGGGGAUGACGCAGAUGACUUUGUGGAGCGUUACGUGCGCAUGUGGAAUGAUAACGAUGAUGGGGAGGUGCGUGAUGGUGAUGCUGAUGGUGAUGGUGAUGCUGAUGGUGAUGGUGAUGCUGAUGUGGCAUCAUUUGCUGUGAUGGAGCUGUCAUCAAACAUCUGGGACAUCUCCGUCUGCCGAGGCUUCAUCGAUGCCUUCCCACGCACCAAGCUGUAUCGACAGCUGGCGGCUCGUUCUGCUGCUGCCGAUGACCAUGGCAAAUGCCCUUUCUGCCGCAGCAAGGUUUGGAAUGCAUUGGACACACUUGCGGACAUGGACAUGCGGGCUCUAAGCUUUGCGAUAUGCGAAAAUGUGAGUGGCCGAUGCACAUGGUUCACAGCGUCUCUGAGUUGCAAGGUCUGGAGUUUGUGGUUUGUAGGUGUGCUUGCAUGCUGCACAGACCGUUUAUCCACAUCAAGUUUCUUUUGGUCCCCAUCUUCCUCUCUCAUGUGCUCGCACACUCGUAUACGCGUUGUGUGCUUGCAUUUGUGUUCCCCACCCUCACUCACACGCGGGUACCAUCCCCCCCUUUGCUCUCAUCUGUCUCUCAUCCUAUUCUUGCAGGGCCACUUCUGCGGAUUAUUUAAAGAGAGAGCAUAA